This is a messenger RNA of Papaver somniferum (opium poppy), 3220 nucleotides long. RefSeq names its product protein argonaute MEL1-like. The transcript has 21 exons. Gene Ontology annotation, cellular component: cytoplasm. Bases 106 to 3000 code for a protein of 964 amino acids. Gene Ontology annotation, biological process: regulatory ncRNA-mediated post-transcriptional gene silencing. Gene Ontology annotation, molecular function: protein binding; RNA binding. Lineage: Eukaryota; Viridiplantae; Streptophyta; Magnoliopsida; Ranunculales; Papaveraceae. The record is from RefSeq and is a predicted model, not a curated record.
AACUCUCCUUCUCUCUCCCUUUAAAUCUCUCUCCCAGACUCAAGAACCCAAAAAUCUCUCUCUUCUCUGUUUUUCUUCUUCAUCUCUUUAUCUGAUCAAAUAAUAAUGUCUAAUCGAGGCGGUAGAGGAGGUAGUGGUGGUAUGAGAGGCGGUGGUAAUGGAGGUCGUGGUGGUGGUGGGAGAGGAAGAGGAGCACCAGCACCACCAUUAUCUUCAACUUCUUCUUAUUCUUCUUCUUCACUUCCAGAAGUUGGUUCAUCUUCUAGGUCAUCAACUAGUGUAGAUUUACUUACUCAAGAUGUUCAGAAAACUCUUCCUAUUCAAGAAUCAGUUUCUACUGUAACUGCUACUCCACCGGCUUCAUCAAAAGCAGUAAAGUAUCCUGCUCGUCCAGGUUUUGGAACGAUCGGUGCGAAAUGUGUUGUCAAAGCAAAUCACUUCCUUGUCAAACUUGUUGAUAAGGAUCUUCACCAUUACGAUGUUUCUAUCACCCCUGAGGUUACGUCAAGAGGUGUGAAUCGAGCUGUUAUUAGCCAACUAGUUGAUUUAUACCGUAUGUCACAUUUGGGGAGUUUGCAGCCUGUUUAUGAUGGCCGUAAAAGCCUGUACACUGCUGGUCCGUUGCCAUUUGAAGGGAUGGACUUUGUUGUUGAUUUGGUGGACAAGGAGCCAGCAAAAGGUGGUUCUAAGAAGACAAACAAGGACGGAAAGGGAGCUUUUCCUAGAAGAGAAAGAAAGUUUAAAGUUGCAAUCAAACUUGCGUCGCGACCUGACUUGCACCAUUUGCACCAGUUUCUUGCUGGUAGGCAAAGAGAUUCCCCGCAAGAAACAAUUCAGGCUCUUGAUGUCGUCAUGAGAGAAACACCAACCAGAAAUUAUGCUGUGGUAGGAAGGUCAUUCUUCUCCCCUAAAUUGGGAAACAAAAUGGACAUUGGUGAUGGUCUAGAGUGCUGGAAAGGAUACUACCAGAGUAUCCGCCCCACUCAGAUGGGGUUAUCGCUUAAUUUAGAUGUGUCUGCCACGUCAUUCUUUCAAUCAAUCAAUGUAGCGGAUUAUGUGAUCAGACUUUUGAACAUAAGAGAUACACAAAGGACUUUGUCUGAUGUGGAUCGUGUUAAGAUCAAAAGGUCCUUGAGAGGUGUUCGUGUUGAGCUGACUCAUAGGAAUGGCAACCGUCUAAAGAUUUCUGGCAUAACCUCUCAGCCUACGAACCAGCUUAUGUUCCCUGUUGAGGAUGGCACAAAUGAGUCGGUAGUUCUGUACUUCAAAGAAAAGUACAAGAUUCAGUUGAAGUAUGCUCAUUGGCCAUGCCUUCAAGCUGGGAGUGAUGCAAAACCUGUAUACUUGCCUAUGGAGGUAUGUGCACUAGUAGAAGGGCAAAAAUACUCAAAAAAGUUGAAUGAGAAGCAGGUAACCGGUCUCUUAAAAGCUGCUUGUCAGCGUCCCAAAGAUAGGGAAAGUAACAUCACAAAGAUCGUCAAAGAGAACCAUUACAUGGAAGACAAGUACGCCAAGGAAUUUGGAAUUACGGUUUCAGAAUUGAUGACAUCAAUCAAUAGUGCUCGAGUUCUGCCACCUCCUAUGCUGAAGUACCAUGAAGAAGGUCGGGAAGCAAGAAUUCAACCUCGUGUUGGGCAGUGGAAUAUGAUUAAUGCGCGUAUGGUGAAUGGUGGUAAAGUUGAUCAUUGGGCCUGCCUAAAUUUCUCCCAAAGAACAAGUCCGGACGCUGCAAAAUAUUUCUUUCAACAACUGGUUGGGAUGUGUAAGAACAAAGGAGUGGACAUUAAUCCAAUGCCGCUACUUCCAAUGUGGUCUGGCCGGUCUAACCAAAUAGAGCGCACACUUGUAGAUCUCCAUAAGGAAGCAACUUCCAAACUUGAAAAGAUGACUGGUCAAGGAAAACAACUGCAGCUUUUAAUUAUAAUAUUACCCGAUCAAACUGGAUCUUAUGGGAGCAUUAAACGGGUGUGUGAAACGGAGCUUGGAAUAGUUUCUCAAUGCUGCCAACCGAAACAUGCUUUCAAGGUUAAUCCACAGUAUCUGGAAAAUGUUUCUAUGAAGAUUAACGUGAAGGUUGGUGGCAGGAAUAAUGUUUUGGAAGAUGCUCUCAAAAAAAGACUCCCUUAUGUUACAGAGUGUCCUACAAUCAUAUUUGGUGCUGAUGUUACACAUCCUCCAGCUGGAGAAGAUUCCAGUCCGUCUAUUGCUGCGGUGGUUGCGUCUAUGGAUUGGCCCGAAGUAUCAAAAUAUCGUUGCUUAGUCUCUGCACAGCUCCAUCGUCAGGAAUUGAUUAAUGAUUUGUACAAGCUUCAGGAGGUUAACAAAAAGCUUGUACAUGGAGGAAUGAUUCGGGAGCAUUUGAUUGCUUUCAAGAAAUCAACUGGGUAUAAGCCACAUAGGAUUAUCUUUUACAGAGAUGGAGUGAGUGAGGGACAAUUUGCACAAGUCUUGCUCCAUGAAAUAAACGCUAUUCACAAGGCUUGUUCUUCACUCGAGGAAGGAUAUCUACCACCUAUCACUUUCAUUGUUGUACAAAAGAGACACCAUACUCGUCUCUUCCCUGCUAAUCACAUGGACCGUAACAUGACUGAUAGGAGUGGCAACAUCUUACCUGGCACUGUUGUAGAUUCUAUGAUUUGCCACCCCACAGAGUUCGACUUUUAUCUCUGUAGUCACGCAGGAAUCCAGGGGACCAGUAGACCCACUCACUAUCAUGUGUUGUACGAUGAGAACAAGUUCACUGCUAAUGGACUGCAAGUGCUUACUAACAAUCUUUGUUACACGUACGCCAGGUGCACCCGAUCUGUAUCCGUCGUUCCUCCAGCGUAUUAUGCGCAUUUGGGAGCUUUCCGUGCAAGGUAUUACACCGAGGGUGACUCGUCUGAGGGCAGUGAUUCUGCUAGCAACCGUGGUGGUGAGAAUACAAGGGCAGCAACUGCAGGCAUUCGCCCUUUACCAAAGAUCAAAGACUGUGUUAAGGACGUCAUGUUUUAUGUCUAAUGGCCUCAACUGAUUUCUCAGGAUUUCUGAAGGAUUGAGACUCUCCAGACUAGGGGUUUUAAGAGUUUAUUACUCGUGGUGUGUUUCCCAGUUAAACCUUUUAGUUAUGCUUUUGGUUUUUAAAGUACUUUGAGGAAUGGUGUUACUCUGUCUGGAGCUUUCCACUAAUUGUAUGCUUGAAGAGACUCUUUUCAAUUUCAUAUGUUCCUUGUGUCAGAAA